AUGUCUUCCAAGUCUCGGGAGGACAAGUCCUCCAGCGGCUUUCACCAGGAGUACAUCGCGUCCCUGCGCUAUCGCAAUGACCUUCCUCCGCCACAUAUGCCCCCAAAGCUACUCGACAUUCCUCAUGAGGGUUUGACCCGUUUCCUCACCCCGGGCUUUGCCUCCAAUCUUGCGCGACGAGAGGAGCCCAACAUUGAUGUCGACGCCGAGGGUGGUAUGCCCAUUGACCUAGUCGGCCUUCCCGGCUUGCACUUGGGAGAUGAGAGUGCGAUCAUGGCGCCUGAGCACCCCCAACCUAUGGACCCCGCAGACCUCCCGCUUUUGAUGACUCUCGAUCAGCUUCGCAAUCCUGCUCCGAGAAACACGAAUGUCAGCUUCCUUCGUCGCACCCAGCACAUUUCAGUUGAUCGCACCGCUGGUCCGGGAAGCGCCCCCACAAAGGGAUUGAACCGUGCAGUAAAGAAGGGCAAGAUCUCUGUGGAAGACCCUAAGCACAUCAAGAAGUUCAUUCAGAAAGGAUUCGAUAUUGCUUAUCCCCAGAGCAAGCACAUUGGCGAGGAUACGGAGAGUCAAGUCAGGGGCCUCCCAGCAACAAAAGCGGAGACUGAUGCAUGGGCGCGUCCCGUCCACCCUGACAACCCGAAGUUGAAGCCUGUCGGGUUCUUCCCUUUGAUGCCUGAUCUCUCCGGCUUCCCAGACCCUGGCGGUUUCGUCCAAUUCAAAUUCGACAAGGCGCCUGUCUCUGCGAUUGCUGGCAAGCGGGACAAGCGUAUGGAUGUGGCUCUGCUUCACCCAUCAGCGCCAGAAGAGCGCAUUUGCCAGGAGCACGCCUCGAAGCAAGCUCUUCAUAAGGCUAAUCCCGACCUCUACCCCGAUCCAGGCCCUAUCCCCUUCGAUUACGAUCUGCAUCUGCCUGAGGAGCAAGAUUCUGUUAAGAAAGUGUACGCCAGCAUGGACUUGAGCAACCCAGACCGCGAUAAUGAGGACCUUUACACCAACGAGGGCCCUGAUGGUGCGAAGUACCACCGCUUCGACCGUGAACGUACCUUUGCAACCAGCGCGCAGACUCUGAAUACCGAUCAAAAAUUAAAGGAUAUUGCCCUGACUCUCCACAAGCCGCGUGAAGGGGAGACCAAGCAACAGGCCGCAUACUACUACCCUAUUAUCAGCAAGGUGCGCCUGAAGCCAGAACGUGCUCGCACCAUCGCCCAGGCCGGUCUUGCCCCCACUGCUUCGCAGGCUCCAGAGGAGAAGAUCGAUCAGUUCCACGUCACCGUCCGCGAUCCCGAUGAGGCGGAGGUCUACAAGCGCUCGCUGCACCGCGCAAACAUCGACCCGAAGUUUGCGCAAACUCUCCCGCCGCCGCCUGUUGAGGAGGAUGUCCUUGAAGAAGAAGAAGAGGAAGAAGAAGAAGCAGGCGAUGAUACUCGGAUGAGCGAUGAGUAA
Messenger RNA from Penicillium subrubescens, 1446 nucleotides. RefSeq lists its product as uncharacterized. The coding region runs from base 1 to 1446 and encodes 481 amino acids. The record is from RefSeq and is a predicted model, not a curated record. Gene Ontology annotation, biological process: transcription elongation by RNA polymerase II. Lineage: Eukaryota; Fungi; Ascomycota; Eurotiomycetes; Eurotiales; Aspergillaceae. The transcript is spliced from 2 exons. Gene Ontology annotation, molecular function: chromatin binding; RNA polymerase II complex binding. Gene Ontology annotation, cellular component: Cdc73/Paf1 complex.